AUGCAUCGUUCAGUUACAAUGAAUCUUAAGGCUUGUACAGGAUGUACAGAUAGUUCUACUACAUCUCGUCCGAAUAGUGCCAGUAGAAGCCCUAGUAGAAUUGAUAAAUACUAUGGAAAAAAUUUUUUUGAUGAUAAAAAUUAUAAAUCAACUCUUGAAUGUCUUGAUGGUGUAGAACAACAACCAUUACUUUCAUCAUAUAAUACAACUAAACGUACUCAAUGUGAAAUAGUUCGUGCACCUGAACGUCAUGCUGAACUUAUAAAAGUUCGUGUUAAGAAUAUUGAAGAAAUUAUUGUCACAUAUCGUACACAAGUCGAACAAAUGUAUCCUCGUACACAUUUUUCUUUUACUCAUAAAUAUCAUCGAACAGAUGUAAUGAGAAACGUAUUCAAAGCUGCAUAUGCACCAUUAUCCGAUUCAUCAAAUAAACUUGAACAAUUACCGGAACACCAAGAGACAUUAGAAAUUAUUACAGAAAAAAUUGAACGAGCUCAAAAAGUAUAUAAUCAAGAAAAAGAAACUUAUCGAAAAAGAGCAAAACAGUAUUAUGAAGACUGUCAAAGAUUCGAAAAAGAACGAUUGGAUUUAAUUCAAGAAACUUUACUCAAAUUUAUUAAAGCAGCCUUUUCAUUUGAAAGUGUAACUGAACAACGUCAAAUCUAUGAAGAUCUUGUAUCCAUGCUCAAAAUCCAACAAAAUUCUUUAGUAGAUCUUAAUUUUUGGGCACAAAAUUAUGGUGUCUAUGAUUGA
Molecule: messenger RNA, 753 nt
Organism: Rotaria sordida
Lineage: Eukaryota; Metazoa; Rotifera; Eurotatoria; Philodinida; Philodinidae
Source: the annotation of a GenBank genome assembly